AAAAACGGGUUAAAUAUCUAAACUCAAAGUUGGUCAUACAAAAAACACUUUCUCAGUUUCUCUUUUUUUUGUAAGAAGGCUGCAUUCUGCAACACCAAUCUAGGAACCAGUCGCUAAAACCUUACAACUACUCCAAAUCUUUCCUGUCAAUCAGUCUACAUUCCUGUGACCUGCAACUGGCUAGUAUGUAGAUAUUGCCUUUGUUUGACGUGAAACUGUAUAUUCUAAGGGUUGGGACCUGUAACAAGAUAUUGCCCCAGUUUGCGUAGUUGAUGGUUGAGAAAGUUAGGAUGCCUUGAUAACAUUGAUGUCUACUACAAAACCAUAGAAGAGUGAAACAGUUCACUACUUCACUAAUUUUUGAUUUCACGUCUGAAUGGUUGCCCUGUAAUCAGUCUCAACAAGUUUUACAUACAGAGAAACUGAGUUUAGAAGCAGACAAAGGAUGCUUCAUCUAAACACAACACAAUCAUAAGACAAUGGAGCUGUGGAUAAGUAGUAACCUUGUUAUCAGUCUCUGCAUGUUUCACAUAUAGAAAUUCUGAGCCGUGGGAGGCAGACGCAAGGGAACCCUACUAAAUACGGGAUAGUAGUGACACAAUGGAGAUUUCUGAUGUUAAUAAUAGUAGCAAAACCCUAAAUGAUGUCAUGAAUCGUCGGCUGAAGAACAGAGAACGACAGCGUAGAUACAGGGAACGAAAACGUCUCCAAGGAAAUGCCAGGAAUGGGCAUGUCACUGACCAGUCAUCCCAGAUGCAAAUUGUAUCGCUGCCAGAUGCAAAUGGGCAUGACAGGAAUGGGAAUGUGGAACAAGUUGUAACCCGUGUUCAUUGCAGACGAGAUUGGAAAAAGGACGCAAGGAGAGUCCAUGUUGCCAUACCAGAAGCCAUAUUCAAUGGACUUCUUCCCAAUGGUCAGUCUUUAGCCACUGAAAAUAACAUGCCACAUGCUCCUUUGGGAAUGCGGGAAUCAGAACAAGCUCUAAAAAGCGAAGAUUCUUCAGAAAGCUAUCUUAAUAGAAGUAGACCCGGAAGAAGAGAUUGGAAAGCAGAGGCAAGAAAUAAGAAAUAGGUAGAUCCUCCUUGCAAAAAGCCAAAAAGUAACCCUUGUGUUUCAGGUGCACUGAGAUGGCAAUAAUAUUGUUUUAAUUUUCA
Molecule: messenger RNA, 1154 nt
Organism: Chenopodium quinoa (quinoa)
Lineage: Eukaryota; Viridiplantae; Streptophyta; Magnoliopsida; Caryophyllales; Amaranthaceae
Exons: 2
Coding region: 601-1071 (156 amino acids)
Source: RefSeq, a predicted model, not a curated record